Molecule: messenger RNA, 552 nt
Organism: Priapulus caudatus
Lineage: Eukaryota; Metazoa; Priapulida; Priapulimorpha; Priapulimorphida; Priapulidae
Product: E3 ubiquitin-protein ligase UBR4-like
Exons: 3
Source: RefSeq, a predicted model, not a curated record
GCCGGUCAGCAGGCAGGCGCGGAGUCGCUCUCCCUCUCCUCGCAAUCGCAGGCGAGCGGUCACCUGUCCGAGGGCGGCCAUUAUUCGGACACGACGGCGUCGGCGGCCGGCAGCGACGACGACGAGGGCAGCACCGCAGCGACGGACGGCUCGACGCUGCGCACGUCGCCCGCGGAGCAAGCGGGCAGCCAGAGCUCUGAGAGCGAGCACAGCAACAUAGACUCCGUAGAACAGAACGUAAGCGGCCGCAGCUCCGCCUACGGAGACGUGCUACCAGAGAGCGCCACCGGCGGGGUGCGCAGCGAGACCAGCUCUGUGGGUAUUCCCUACAGCGGCUACGUACAGCCAGAGGGAGCCGAGGAGACGGAUCUAGACACCAGCUACAGGCUUCACUCGCUGCGACUGCUGCUGCUUGAUAGACUCACGCAGGAGCUGCCGGAGCUGCGUGAGGUGGGUGGCGUGCGAGCGAUCCCCUUCAUGCAGGUGCUGCUCAUGCUCAGCUCGGACCUCGACAGCGACGAGGACGCAGACAAGGCGGCGCUAGACAGGUGA